Molecule: messenger RNA, 3531 nt
Organism: Beauveria bassiana ARSEF 2860
Lineage: Eukaryota; Fungi; Ascomycota; Sordariomycetes; Hypocreales; Cordycipitaceae
Product: L-aminoadipate-semialdehyde dehydrogenase
Exons: 2
Coding region: 1-3531 (1176 amino acids)
Biological process (GO): L-lysine biosynthetic process
Molecular function (GO): L-aminoadipate-semialdehyde dehydrogenase [NAD(P)+] activity
Source: RefSeq, a predicted model, not a curated record
AUGGCAGAGCUGCCGGAUCCCACUACAGAUCUGGAUUGGUCCGGGUAUAUCGGUGCCAUCCACGAGCUCUUUAGCAUUAAUGCCAACAAGAACCCCAAUGCCACUUGUGUGGUAGAGACCAAGACUUCGGAAACGCCCGAGAGGCGGUUUACCUACAGGCAAAUCUUUGAAGCCUCCAAUAUCCUCGCCCACCAUCUUCACGAAGCCGGCGUCACCAAUGGCGAUGUCGUUAUGAUCUGGGCACACCGCUCAGUCGAUCUCGUCAUCGCAAUCAUGGGAACUCUGGCCUCGGGUGCUACCAUGAGUAUCCUAGACCCGUUAUACCCUCCCACCCGACAACAAAUUUACCUCGAGGUUGCGCAACCGUGCGCAUUGGUCAACAUUGGCAAGGCAACCGAUGAAGCUGGACCUCUUGCCCCCCUUGUACGCAACUACAUUGACCAAGAGCUCACCCUCAAGACCGAGGUGCCCUCGCUUCGAAUCCACGAUGACGGCUCCCUCGCCGGCGCUGAGGCCGGCGCUCAAGAUAUAUUUGCUCCUGUGCGCAGCAAGGCAGCGCAACAGCCCGACGUCAUUGUUGGACCGGACAGCGCAGCUACUCUGUCCUUUACAUCUGGCACAGAGGGGCGGCCAAAGGGCGUGCUUGGCCGUCACUACAGUCUGGCAAAGUACUUUCCGUGGAUGUCGGAAAGAUUCGGCCUCUCCUCCGAAAGCAAGUUUACCAUGCUCUCGGGAAUUGCUCACGAUCCCAUCCAAAGAGAUAUAUUUACGCCUCUGUUUCUCGGCGCCCAGCUUCUUUGCCCCUCCAAGGAGGACAUUCAGCAUGAGAAGCUCGCCGAGUGGAUGAGGGAACACGAGCCCACAGUCACUCACUUGACCCCAGCCAUGGGUCAAAUCCUCGUCGGUGGUGCGACUGCCGAGUUUCCCUCUCUUCAGCGCGCCUUUUUUGUCGGCGAUGUGCUGACCACACGAGACUGCAAGAGUCUUCGCCGCCUCGCUGAAAAUGUCUUCAUUGUCAACAUGCUGGGAACCACGGAAACGUCCCGCAGUGUCAGCUUCUAUGAAGUCCCUUCUAGAGCCACCGACCCGGAUUUUCUGGAAAGGCUUGGAAAGGACAUCAUUCCAGCUGGCCGUGGUAUGAAGAACGUCCAAAUUCUUGUGGUACAUCGCGAGGAGCCUACAAGACUUUGCAAGGUUGGCGAAGUGGGCGAGAUUUACUUCCGUGCUGCUGGUCUGGCCGAGGGAUACAAGGGCGACCCCGCCAAGACGGCUGAGAAGUUUGUCGACAACUGGUUCAUCGACAAUAGUGUCUGGGUCGAGGCUGAUAAGAAGGCGGCCAAGAACGAGCCCUGGAGAAAGUACUACAAGGGACCCCGCGACCGCCUCUACCGCACCGGCGACCUGGGAAAGUACCUAGAGUCGGGUGACGUCGAGUGCACCGGCCGCGCAGAUGACCAGGUCAAGAUCCGAGGCUUCCGUAUAGAGCUCAACGACAUUGACAGCAACCUGAGUCAAAGUCCCCUGAUUCGCGACUGCAAGACUCUAGUCAGACGAGACAAGAACGAAGAGCCUACCCUUGUUAGCUACAUUGUCCCAGAGCUAAAUGUCUGGCCCAAAUUCCUUGAGUCGGUCGGCCUGCAGGAUAUCGAGGAUGAGGGUGUCGUGUUUGGCCCUACGCGCCUCUUUUUCAAGCGUUUCCGUCGCAUGCAGACCGAAGUGCGUGACCACCUCAAGGAUAGACUUCCUAUCUAUGCCGUACCCACUACCUAUAUCGUUCUCGACAGGCUGCCGCUCAACCCUAACGGCAAGGUGGAUAAGCCUAAUCUGCCCUUCCCCGAUAUCGUUGAACAAACGGAAGACGCCACCGAGGAAGACCUCAAGCGUUGGGACACCUUGAGCGAGACUGAGCGCAGUGUAGCUACCCAAUGGAGUGAGAUCAUCAAGGGUCUCAACCCCAAGACUAUCUCGCCCGAGAAUGACUUUUUUGAUCUCGGCGGUCAUAGUCUUCUCGCUCAGCAGAUGCUUCUCGUUCUGCGCAAGAGUUUGAAUGUCAAUGUCUCUAUUGGCUCUCUGUACGAGAAUCCUACGCUUGGCGGCUUCAGCGCUCAGGUUGACAGACUCAUCUCUGGUGCUGGCGCAGAGACGGAUGCCGCUGACAAGGCAAACCCUGCGUACGCUCGAUCUUUCGACGAGCUCAAGGGGGAGCUUCUCGCCCAAUAUCCUUCCGCCGAUUCCUCCACGAUGCGCGCCAAUAACAGCCCAACCGUCUUCAUGACCGGUGCCACUGGUUUCCUCGGCGCCUACCUCAUCAAGGACGUGCUUGAGCGAACAAGCCGCUCCCUUCGUCUCAUCGCACACGUCCGUGGCGCGACCGACCCCAAGGCCGCUCUCGAGCGUCUGCAACGAUCUCUGGAAGGCUAUGGUCUGUGGAAGGAAGAGUGGUCCAACAGACUCAGCUGUGUUGUCGGUGAUCUAUCCCAACCACAGUUGGGUAUCGCAGAUGAUGCUUGGAAGACGCUCGCCGACACGGUUGAUGUGGUCAUUCACAACGGGGCCACUGUGCAUUGGGUCAAGAGAUACCAAGACAUGAUGGCUGCCAACGUCCGCUCCACCAUGGACUGCAUGAGACUCUGUGGCGAGGGCCGCCCCAAGAUCUUCACCUUUGUCAGCUCCACUAGUGUUCUCGACACCGACUACUACGUCGACUUAUCGGCAAAGCAAGUGAGCACCGGACAAGGCGCGCUCUCCGAAGAGGACGACCUCAUGGGCAGCCGCACCGGUCUCGGCACUGGCUAUGGCCAGACAAAGUGGGUGGCGGAGCAGCUCACACGCGAGGCAGGUCGUCGCGGCCUGCGCGGCUCCGUCGUCCGCCCCGGCUACAUCCUCGGCAACUCCGAGACUGGCGUCUCCAACACGGACGAUUUCCUGAUCCGCAUGCUCAAGGGCUGCAUCCAGCUCGGCGUGCGCCCCCGUAUUAUCAACACGGUCAAUGCGGUGCCCGUUAACCAUGUUGCCCGCGUCGUCGUCGCCGCCUCGCUCAACCCGCUCCCACAGGGUGUGCAUGUCGUGCACGUCACCGGUCACCCGCGCCUGCGCAUGAACGAGUACCUGUCGCUGCUCGAGUACUACGGCUACAAGGUGCCCGAGGUGGACUACGCCGCGUGGAAGUCUGAUCUGGAGCGGUACGUCACGGCCGGCGGCGCGGAAAAGGAUCAGGAGCAGCACGCUCUUAUGCCGCUGUACCACUUUUGCGUCGACGACCUGCCCGCCAACACGCGCGCGCCUGAGCUCGAUGACCAGCACGCGAUUCGUGUGCUCAAGGACGAUGCGGACAACUGGACCGGUGUCGACGAGAGCUCCGGCUACGGCAUCGGCAAGGAUGAGGUCGGCAGGUACCUGCGCUAUCUCGCCGAAAUCAAGUUUGUGGGCUGGCCCACGGGCAAGGGCCGGCCGCUGCCGGAGCUACAGCUCUCGGCCGCGCAAUUAGCUGCGGCGGGCGGUGUUGGUGGCCGUGGAGGUGCCGGAAAAUAG